Phytomonas sp. EM1 is the source of this 994-nucleotide messenger RNA. The record is from the annotation of a GenBank genome assembly. NCBI's taxonomy places the organism in Eukaryota, Euglenozoa, Kinetoplastea, Trypanosomatida, Trypanosomatidae.
GCAUGCAAAGAACAUUAGAUCUCAAUGCCCAAACUAGUUCCAGCUGUGAAGCCCCAUAUUCAAAGUAGGGAGGAUUUCGUGAUGAUGCUGCACAAUAUUGCAAAUGCUAAAAUCAAUACUUUUUCUUCCUCGUUGAAAUCUGCGUGCUACACGUGGACACGAGAGGAAGUGAUAAAAAAUCUCAUCUGGAUAUUCCCAAAUAGCAGCAAUACAACAAAUACCUUACAUCAGCAUGUCAACAAGCUUGAAGAUGAAUCAAACGAUUCGAGUGUAAAUUUGGGUAAGGUCAAUGCAUGUUCCCGCUAUGGCGUAGCACACCAAGAUAACACAACUAUUGCGGUAUCUUCGGUUUUCGUUAAUGAAUGCCUUAAAUCACGGGAGAAACCUCCAUCGAGUAGCGUUGCUCCAUUUUCGGAUGCAGAUGAUAGAAAAAAAAAUAGUGAAGAAGAUAAUCGGCAAUCAGUAGGUCAAUCUACAAGAAGUUUGCUUUCCAUAUCCCAAAUAGACGCUCCUAAGCCACAGCGACAGCAGCAACAAAGUAAAAAAAACAGUAAACUAACAACAGUCAAAAUUGAACGACCAAAAAAGCGACCGAGGUCGUCUCAGCAAAUGGUUGUUGAAAACAAGAAGAGCGACAGUAGUGUUGAGUACGUUAGUCCUUCAGGUGACAAAUCAGUUGAAGGUCGACACAGUGAUAAUGUCGAAAUAAUUAGCCAAACCCCUCCAUCGAUACCAUCAUUACGGCACAAAUUGGAAGAUAAAUCCACUGAAAAGUCAGCCUCCGCGCCUAGACAGCGCUUGAUUACAUCAUUCCUUAUUCGAAAAGAUUCAUAAAAUAUGAAAUAAAAAGGACUCGCAGAAUCUACGAAUAUAAAAAUGACAAAGAUCAAGAAAAGUUCAGCUAUAAAGCAUAAUACGCUAUAAGUUCAUAUUUGUAUGUUCGGGAAAAGUCACUGAACCUUGUAUUGCAUCAAAAUUACGCUACUUACAAAAA